GUGAUUUUAGGUUAAACCAUUUGUACAGCUGUGAUGAAAAAAUUUGAUAACCUCUUAGUCUAUUCAAUUCGUGAUUACAUCGAUUCAACUCUACUCAUAAUAUCUCUUUUGUUUUUACAAGUUUUUAGUGUUCAAAGUAUCCAAAAUGAAAAAAGAUUUGAGUUCUGUGGAGCAAAAAAAGAUUUAGAUGUAAAAGACAAAAGUUUUUUUAAAUCCAAACAUGGCGCCCAAUCUUUACAAAACAGUGUUAAGCCGGGUUUAGAUUUAGCUUUUUUUGGUGACUAUGAUUUAAUUAGUCGAUUACAAACCGUUAAUCUGGACUAUGCGAAAUUUUUCAGAUACUUGAUUAAAACGAUUGAUUUAAGGUUUAACGAGCCAAAGUUGAGACAAAUUUUUGGUGGUAAAAUUGAAUUUCGUAUUGUUUUCAGUGAAAUUGCUAAUGGAUCUUUGUGGUUAGCUAGCAAUCGAGAGCUAAAACUGUCUUUGAGCACUGCUACUUCUUAUGCAUUGGCUCACCCACAAGCUUUUUCAUCUCAUUGGGACGCUGCUAUCUUCUUAACAGGGUCAAAUUUGCAUAUAUCUAAGGAAGACUCUGUACGCCGAGCUGAUGUUUUAGGAGUUGCCUUCGUCGGUAGUUUAUGUAGCAAAGCCGUUCUAUGCGAAGUCCAUGAUUUCGAUAGUAUCUGGGUUUUAUUACAUGAAUUGGGUCACGCUUUUGGAGCUCACCAUGACAGUGAAGUCGGCUGUGAGGACACAACGUCAAUAAUGUCGGAUUCAGUUGGUGUUUUCAAAACUUUCUGGUCAGAUUGUGCCAUUAAACAAUUCCAGGACAAUAUGCCAGAAACUUCCCAAUGUUUAUAUAACCAGAAAUUAGGAGUGGUACCCGAUGGAUUCCACAUGCCUGAAGAUUUACCAGGUCAAGUCUUUACUGAUUUGGAUGUUUGUAGGAUGGGAAAAAGCGUUAACAUAAUUCCAGCUAUACGAGAAUCAUGCCGAAAGUAUACUUGUCAAUUAAGAUGGUUUCAAUGGACAACUCUAGCUUUACUAGAAGGAACACCAUGUAAUAAUGGUGGAAUCUGUUGUGCAGGAACUUGUAAAUCAGUGGAAGAUUGUGCUAAAUUUUACGGAGUAUCUUCAUUGAACAUAAAACCUUAACAGACACAGACUACCUUGAGAUCCUUGUAAAUUGUCUGUUAAGCAAAGAGUUACUCUUUGCUGUUAAGGCUAAUUGAAUUGUACCAGGGAAUGAAUAUUUUUUGUCGCAGACCAAUUAAAUUUCAAGUCAUUGAUCCUUCUA
Molecule: messenger RNA, 1297 nt
Organism: Tetranychus urticae (two-spotted spider mite)
Lineage: Eukaryota; Metazoa; Arthropoda; Arachnida; Trombidiformes; Tetranychidae
Product: A disintegrin and metalloproteinase with thrombospondin motifs 1-like
Biological process (GO): proteolysis
Molecular function (GO): metalloendopeptidase activity
Source: RefSeq, a predicted model, not a curated record